This is a messenger RNA of Medicago truncatula (barrel medic), 2077 nucleotides long. RefSeq names its product glucan endo-1,3-beta-glucosidase 8. Bases 479 to 1933 code for a protein of 484 amino acids. The record is from RefSeq and is a predicted model, not a curated record. The transcript has 2 exons. Gene Ontology annotation, molecular function: hydrolase activity, hydrolyzing O-glycosyl compounds. Gene Ontology annotation, biological process: carbohydrate metabolic process. Lineage: Eukaryota; Viridiplantae; Streptophyta; Magnoliopsida; Fabales; Fabaceae.
AUUCUUCUCCAACUUGUUCUAACUUUUUAUAGCUUUCUCUAGAUUCAUCUCACCCCAAUCAAUCAAAAAUAGAAUAUAUUCUUGAAGCAAUAGCCAUUCUCUUUCUUCACUUAGGGAAUAUAAUCUUUCAAUCAAUUCUAAUCUUUGAUAAAUUUCACUUUUUAUCAUAUAUAUUCCCACUCCAUUUUCCUAGCUUCUUCUUACUUGUUCAUCUUCUUUCACUCUUAUAAAUAUAUUAACAUAGCUAUUUAUUAAGCUUCACUCCUAUUUUUAUAAGUGGGUAAGGAAAGUGAUCACAAGAUUUUUUUUCUUCUAUAAAAUAUUUUUCAUUUAAAUCAAAUUAAAGACUUAUCAUAUUCAUCUUGUUACCAUAUACAAAUAUAGAAGUUCUUUCAAAAAAAUAUACAAAUAUAGAAGUGUUUCAAUUACAAUUUUUUUUUUGUAUUCAAUAUUAUUUUUUAUCUUUUAGUGAAAAUUAAUGGGGAAAAAUUGGUUUUCAAGAUGGGUUUUUAUGGCUAUGAUGAUGAGUACAAUUUUUUGGUAUGUGGAAGGACUUGGUGUGAAUUGGGGAACACAAGCAACACAUCCAUUGAAACCAGACACAGUUGUACAAAUGUUGAAAGAUAAUGGAAUUCAAAAAGUGAAGUUAUUUGAUGCUGAUGAAGAAACUAUGAGUGCACUUGGUGGGUCAGGUAUUGAAGUAAUGGUUGCUAUUCCUAAUAAUCAAUUAGCUGAAAUGAGUGAUUAUGAUCGUGCUUUGCAAUGGGUUAGAAAGAAUGUUACACGUUAUAACUUCAAAUCUGGUGGAGUAAAUAUCAAGUAUGUGGCAGUUGGAAAUGAGCCAUUUUUGAAAGCAUACAACAAUUCAUUCUUGAAUGUAACCUUCCCUGCCCUAAUGAACAUUCAAAAUGCCCUAAAUCAAGUUGGAUUAGGUGACUCAAUUAAGGCCACAGUACCCUUAAAUGCUGAUGUUUAUGAAUCUCCAGAUUCAAACAAUGCUGUUCCAUCAGCUGGAAUAUUUAGGCCUGAUUUAAGUGAACUUAUGACACAAAUAGUCCAAUUUUUAAGCAAAAAUAAUGCACCAUUCACAGUCAACAUUUACCCUUUUUUAAGUCUUUAUGGAAAUGACAAUUUUCCAUUUGACUAUGCAUUUUUUGAUGGAGUAUCAAAUCCUAUAAAUGACAAUGGAGUUUUGUACACAAAUGUUUUUGAUGCAAAUUUUGAUACUUUAGUCUCAGCAUUGAAAUCAAUUGGAUUUGGUAACAUGCCAAUUUUUGUUGGUGAAGUAGGGUGGCCAACAGAUGGUGACAAAAAUGCAAAUAUUCAAAAUGCAUUAAGAUUCUAUAAUGGUCUUUUACCUAGGCUUGCAUCAAACAAAGGUACACCAAGAAGACAAGGUUACAUUGAAGUUUAUUUAUUUGGAUUAAUUGAUGAAGAUGCAAAAUCCAUUGAGCCAGGAAAUUUUGAAAGACAUUGGGGAAUAUUUAGUUUUGAUGGUAAACCUAAAUUUCCAAUGCAUGUUUCAAAUCAACAUGGUCAAAAUAAAUUAUUGGUUGGUGCAAAAGAUGUGCAUUAUCUUGAUCCAAAAUGGUGCAUGUUUAAUCCAAAUGCCAAUAAUUUAAGCAACCUUGCAGAUAAUAUUAAUUAUGCUUGCACUUUUGCUGAUUGCACCCCACUUGGAUAUGGAUCAUCUUGCAACAAUUUGGAUGCUAAUGGAAAUGCUUCAUAUGCAUUUAAUAUGUAUUAUCAAGUGCAAAAUCAGAAUGACUUGGCUUGCAAUUUUGAAGGGUUAGCUAUGCUUACAACAAAUAAUAUUUCAACUCCUACUUGUGAUUUUAUUAUUCAAAUUAACCCUUCUUCAUCCUCUUCUUUGUUCCCUUCAUUUGUUGUUUUCUUGUUUUUUAGUAUACUUCCUAUGAUUCUAUUGUGUUAGGUUAAUUUCUUCUUGUACACAUGUUAUAGGUGAUUUUGUGACUUAUAUUUAAAUAUAUGUAAAUGAGAGAUAUUGUACUUGGAGAUGGUGUGGAAGAUAUAGUUUUGAAGAUUCAUUUAAUAUAUAGUUUUGUAGACUUGAAUA